GUCGCGAACGCCGCCGCCAUCCAAAAUUGUCGCUGCCAAAGACGCGACAACUAGCAACUUGCAACCUGCAACUAGCAACUUGCAACCAGCAACACCAAGAACAAACCAGCAACAUCAAAAUUAAAAAUCCAACCUAAACACCUAUUAAAUACAUCUAAGGAAAUCAAACCGUGUCGUUUUUAUUAUUCAAAAUUCCUCUUUUUUUUGUGAAUUUUUUACUGUGCGUGCAUUGGCAUAAACGAUUCAAAUCGCCAGCUGGCGGCAUCGAAAAUCUAGAGAGGAGGUGCUAAUCCCAUAAAGAGCACAAUAAAAUCGGCGAAAGUUGCAAAAUGCAUUCCACGGCAUGCGGCGUAGGAGCCUCGGCCACAAAUCUCUCGACACUGCAAUCCAGCUCCUCCAUCACAAUCACACCGGGAUCAGCGGGAACGGGAGCGGGAGCCGCAGCGGAUGCCCACAAAAUGGUGCACCACAGCAACGAGGAUGCCAUGAACAAGAUACCACUGAAGUCCGCCGGCGGAUUGGACUCCGAUGAGGAGAAGAACGGGGGCGAGCUCAUGCAGGACACUGCCGCCGCCGAGGAGGCGCGACGCGAACAGAUGCGUGUCAAGGUUUUGGCCUGGAUGAAGAAGCUAACCAUCGUGCUGAUCUGCUUCAUUGGCAUUGCCCUGAUCAGCUACGUGAUCAUUAGCCUGUGUUUCAGUGACUGGCCAAAAUCGACACCGAAUAGAAACAGCACAACAACAACAACGACGACAACAACAACAACAACAACAACCACAGAGGCAACCAUUAAAACAACAGCAGCAACAGCAACUGAAAUUGCACUCGCCGUUGCAACAGCAACAGAAAUUGCAAGUAGCUCAGCACCACCUUUACCACCGGCAACAGCAACAACAAUAGCACCAUCUGCAACUUCAACAACAAUUAGCACCACCAGCACAACAACAACAGCAACAACAAGUACAACACAACAACCACCAACAGCAACAACAACAACAGAUAGCAAUCCCAGCCCCACACUUAAAACAUUUCAUUUAACAGAUGAGCAGCAACAGGACGAGGAAACGGAGAGCAUUGGCAACCUGAAUCUGGGCGUCUCCAGCACGGCAAGCACUCCAGCGGAGGACGGAGGAGCGCCCAAUGUGGCCGCCUCCACGGCGGCGACCACAGCGGAACCACCCGCCUGGCUGGAGGAUCAGAUCAGGAUCGAUACCAGCGAGCAGUACGAGUCGAUACUGGGUGUCUACCAGAACGGAGCCGUGAGUUCCGACAACCUCGAGUGCAGCAAGAUCGGAAGCGGAAUCCUGCAGAAGAACGGCAGCGCGGUGGACGCAGCGAUCGCCGCUCUCCUCUGCAACGGACUGCUGACCCUGCAGAGCAUGGGCCUCGGCGGCGGCCACCUGAUGAACGUCUACAACCGGGCCGAGCGGCAUGCCACCGCCAUCGAUGCCCGCGAGGUGGCGCCGUACGAGGCCACCGAGGACAUGUUCGCCCAGCAGCCGGAGAAGUCCUACAAGGGACCCCUGAGCAUCGCAGUGCCCGGCGAGGCGAUGGGCUAUCAUGUGGCCCACGAGAAGUUCGGCAAACUUCCGUGGGCGGAACUGGUGGCUCCGUCGCUGGAGCUCUGCGAGAAGGGUUACCAUGUGUCGCAGCAUAUGGAGCGGGCCCUGCAUGCCGCCUGGAAGGAGAUCAAGGAGCACGAGCAGUAUCAGAUUUAUAGGAAUGCCCAGACGGGUAAGCCACAUGCCGCCGGAACGGUGGUCAAGCCGCCGAAGAAUCUGUGCAAGACAUACAAGCUGCUGGCCGAGAACGGACCCAUGGACCUGUACAAUGGAACGCUGGCCAAGUUGCUGGCGGACGAUCUGAAGGACAUGGGCAGUAUUAUUGUGCCCGACGACCUGGAGUCCUACCAGGCCGAUGUGGUCAACUCGAUCACCAUGGACCUCGCCGGCGACACCCUGUAUGUGAUGCCACCGGUCAGUUCCGGUUCGGUGGUGGCUCACGCCCUGAGCAUCCUGCAGGGCUUCAAUUUCACGCAACAGGAUCUUUCCACCGAGGAGCUGAGGGCCCGGACCAUCCAUCGCUUUGCGGAGGCCCUCAAGUUCGCCUUUGCCCAGCGUCCGGAACUGGGCGACAUACACUUCAUCGACACCCGGGAGCUGGUCAGCCGGCUGAAUAGCCCCGACUUCGGUGACCAGAACAGGGCCAAGAUCAACGACUCCCACGUCCUCAAAGAUGCCGAGGCGUACGGCGCCAGCGUUGCCUCCAACGACGAUCCCGAUGGCACCUCGAACCUGGUUGUUUUGGCCCCCAACGGAGAUGCCGUCGCCGUGACGAGCUCCAUUAAUUCAUAUUUUGGCUCCGGACUCAUUGGCGAACGCACGGGCAUUGUGCUGAACAACGGAAUGAACGACUUUGCGGUGGAGAACAACUUCUUCGGACUGCCGCAGUCGACGGCCAAUAAGAUCGAGGUGCACAAGCGGGCGAUGUCCUCGCAGUCGCCGAUUUUGCUGGCGGACAGUGCGGGGAAUAUGCGACUGGUCAUCGGAGCGGCCGGAGGCAGCAAGAUCAUUCCGGCCAUCGUCGAGGUGGCCGCCAAUGUGCUGUGGUUCGGCGAGGAUCUGCGCAAGGCCAUCGAUGCGCCGCGGUUCUACCACCAACUGCUGCCCGAUGUCCUUGAGUACGAGGAGGGUGGCUUUCCGGAGGCGCUGCUGGAGCUGCUGGCCAAGAGGGGCCACAAAUUGAAGUCCAUUUCCCGGCUCAAGGGAUCGAUUGUCACGGCCAUUUCGCGGAAUGCCACGGCCAUCUAUGCCAAUUCCGAUUAUCGCAAACGCGGUGGAGUUGCAGGUUUCUAGGGUGAUUUUUGAAAACCCCUCACUCAUCCACCCACUCACUCACACACCCAUACGUCACACACACACACUCGCACACACCACACUGCAUUGAGAUUAGAGCAGACCUUCCCCUGAGUCCAAAAAAGAGAGAUCUAUUAAAAUUGAACAAGAACAAAAGCGAUCGGGAAGGUCUGGUUUAGAAGGUGGUCAAGCAGAUCGAUUCGCAUCAAGUGAAAGUAUUUAAGCUAGCUAUGUCUUUUUUACAUACUAUGUAUAUCGUACGUUAUAUAAAUUUAUAUGCUACUACCUAACUACUACCUUAUACAAUAAAAACAAACAGAAAACCAA
Drosophila takahashii is the source of this 3182-nucleotide messenger RNA. RefSeq names its product scoloptoxin SSD14. Gene Ontology annotation, molecular function: glutathione gamma-glutamate hydrolase. The record is from RefSeq and is a predicted model, not a curated record. NCBI's taxonomy places the organism in Eukaryota, Metazoa, Arthropoda, Insecta, Diptera, Drosophilidae. Gene Ontology annotation, cellular component: plasma membrane. Gene Ontology annotation, biological process: glutathione catabolic process.